AUGAGCUCUACAAAUUCUCCAAUUGUCCCAAAGAUACAUCGGUCUCAACAUAUUCAACAAUUUCAACGGCGAGUAUUCGGUAAAUUGUUAAAUGAUAAAGAGUUUAGCAGACAAAAUCGCAUGCAGUUGACCUUAAAUGAAAGAUUGGGGACAUGUACUAUUUACAAGUAUUGCCGGAGGGUACAAAAGUGGAAUUGUGAUACCAGGAAAUCGGGAAAUAUGACUGUUAGCACUCUUGGUAAAUCGAAGGGGCUAACGCCGAAACAUAGACUGACUUUCUGGAGAUUGGGCGUUAAUUACAGCAUAAUGACAGAUUCAAUACAUACGAUUAUGUUAUUGUUUGCUGUUAUAAUGACUGUUUUGAUAUCGGAAAGCACUGUUCUAGCAUCGCAACGGGACUCAGUUAAACAAAAGAAUUCCAACAACCUAAGUAGUAAUAUACCUACGGGAAGCGGAGUUGAUACCAAUGGAAACUUUGAUAGCAUUAGCGAUGGCAAUAMCAUUAGGUCUAGAAACAAUGCAAGCAACGGAAACCCUGAUAUCAWUGUUUCAUUAGCAGCGGCUGAUAUACGUAAUAAGGCCAAUUAUGUCACAUUGUCACCGAUCGUCACUUCAAGUACCGCUUUCGUAACUGUAGGAGUAUUUAGUACAGCGAACAAUUCGGUAUAUUAUGGAGGUGUGCAGAAGAACAGUACCGCACAUUAUUCGGGGACAUCCAYCGUCAAUCGUAAUGUGAUUGAAGUAACAGAAGAUAAUCGCAAUGGUCCAUACUUUGACAAAGCUGCAUCGAAAAAUAUAACAGCACUCCUCGGAAAAACGGCAUAUUUAAAUUGUCGUGUGAAAAAUCUAGGAAAUAAAACGAUGCUCUUGCAAGUUUCUUGGGUGCGGCAUCGAGACAUCCAUCUGUUAACUGUUGGACGGUAUACAUAUACAUCCGAUCAGCGCUUUCGUGCUAUUCAUCAGCCACAAACUGAAGACUGGAUUUUGCAAAUUAAGUAUCCCCAACAUCGAGAUUCUGGUAUAUAUGAGUGCCAAGUUUCAACCACGCCACAUAUGAGCCAUUAUAUUCACUUGAAUGUUGUCGAACCUUCUACCGAAAUCAUUGGCGCGCCGGAUCUUUAUAUAGAGAGCGGUUCAACAAUAAAUUUAACUUGUGUAAUAUUAAAUUCUCCCGAACCUCCUGCGUACAUAUUUUGGAAUCAUAAUAACGCUAUUAUCAACUACGACUCUCCUCGCGGUGGUGUCUCGGUAGUAACAAAUAAAGGUGAAACUACUACUUCUUUUCUUCUUAUAAAAUCUGCUCGGCCUUCAGAUUCCGGACACUAUCAGUGCAACCCAUCAAAUGCAAAACCUAAAAGUGUAACGGUUCAUGUACUGAAUGGUGUUUCUCAUUCCGUUUCCAGGGGAGUUCCCAGCAGCAAUGCAGCGCGCGGGACCAGUAUAUCUUCGAAUGUCCCAAAGUCGAUAUCUCCUAGUGUACCUGUCAAUGUACUUAUGCACCUUAGCAUAUAUAAAGUGGUAUAUGCAAACAUUGGCAGCAGUUGGGAUCAAGAUAGCAGGAAUUUGAAGCAUCUUGUUGCGUGGGUUUUAAAUGUAUUCGUGUUGCUGGCAACCGAUGUGCUUGGAAAGCAAGUUAAACGAAGAAAGUCUGGAAUGAUUAAUACCUGCGGCUGCUACUUCAAUGAUAUACAACUUAAACAAAAUAUACGCCUCCAAAAGUCGAAAUCAGAUAACAAUAGCCAUAACGGAGAGGUCAACUUACGAAAUUUAUUUUAUAAUACUACUAUUUUUAAGUCGAUGAAACACUUUAACGAUGUACAUACUUGUAUACUGUUUAACAGACCAAUAUUUGAACCAGACAUCAGGUGAGUGCGUUUCGAUUUAAUGCCUUUUACUGGUCCUACCCAUGUUACCGAGAAAGAGGGCAAAGUAAGCUCAAACAAUCCGAACUAAACUUGACUAAAGUGAGUUUUAUAAUGAUAAUAAUAUCUAUCGCAUUUUUUUGUAUUAUGUGUAUUGUAUAUUUUGGGUAGUUACUUCCCUUGGGUUUCCAACUAAAAGCGAAACCGUUUUUUUGUAAUCGAAUAAAAGUAUUAGGUAAAUUUGGGUAUUUGUAAAGUUACUUAUAAGACAUAUUGUAAAUAAAAAUAAUAUAAAACACUAAAUAAUAAUGAACCAAAAAUUGAAAAAAAAGAACAAAAAAGCAAAAAAAAGGGGAAAGAUAUUGUUUCAAGAUAGAUUAUGAAAGAAUAAAAUUCUAAAUUGCUAAAAACUAUGAACUAAUAAAGUUAGAGAAAAUUAUUAACUAAAAAGUAACGAUAAUUAUUGUAUGCUAAGUAAGCAUAUACAUACAACUAUCCUUAAGAGAGGACUUAAAUUUGCUUGGUACAACCAAUAUAUAUUUGCGUAAAUAACACAUUAAUUUGUUUUAAUAUGCUUGUUUUUGUUCUUUAAUUUUCACAUAUUAUUACCGAUUAAUAAAUUCAUUUGUCCGAUUUUAUAAUCAGAAGUUGCUUAUUUUUUCUAUUAUACAGUUCAUAACUCUCUGGAAUAGGUAAAAUUACACAUAUGCUCUCUAUUUGUUUAAGCAUGUUAAAUAGUUAUAUAAUAGCUUAGAAGUGUAUGAGAUGUAACAAAAUUUACCAAGACAGUAAAUUAAAUUGUUAGACGGAAUAAAACCGAUUGCUUCACCGAUACAGCAACAGAUCAUACAAAAGAAUAUAGUACGUAUUCUCAUUCCAAAUGUACCUAACUCGCAACGUAAUUAUCAAUAUGKACAGUAUUUUUAUUUUCUUAAAUUAUAAAUUUGACAUUAUUCAUCAUUAA
Messenger RNA from Bactrocera latifrons, 2826 nucleotides. RefSeq lists its product as uncharacterized. The transcript is spliced from 6 exons. NCBI's taxonomy places the organism in Eukaryota, Metazoa, Arthropoda, Insecta, Diptera, Tephritidae. Gene Ontology annotation, cellular component: neuron projection membrane. The record is from RefSeq and is a predicted model, not a curated record. The coding region runs from base 1 to 1869 and encodes 622 amino acids. Gene Ontology annotation, biological process: synapse organization.